AUGGAUCUCCCCUGCUAUUUUCUUUUACUUCCUCUGUUUGUUUUCAUUUUCUUUCUUCAUAAAUGGCUUUUUACUAAUUUCAACACUUCAAAAAAGUUACCACCAUCUCCGAGAAAGCUUCCCAUUAUAGGGAAUUUGCAUCAACUCGGUCUGCAUCCUCACCGUUCUCUCCAUAAGUUAUCCAAAAAAUAUGGUCCAGUCAUGCUACUUCACUUGGGCAGUAAGCCAGUGUUUGUUGCUUCUUCUGCUGAAGCUUCUCGUGAUAUCAUGAAAACUCACGAUCUCGUAUUCUCAAGCAGGCCUAACUCUAGAAUGGCAGAUAAACUCCUUUAUGGCUCUAAGGAUGUGGCUUUUAGUCCUUAUGGUGAAUAUUGGAGACAAGUUAGAAGUGUCACUGUACUUCACCUUCUCAGCAACAAAAGAGUUCGAUCUUAUAGUGAUAUCAGAGAAGAAGAGACAUCGAAUAUGAUUGAAAAAAUCAAGCAAGGAUGUGAUUCUUCGAAUUCAGUGAUAGAUUUGAGAGAUGUUUUCAGUUGUAUGACUAAUAACAUAAUUAGCAGAGUGGCAUUAGGGAGGAAAUAUGAUGAAGUGAAUAAAAGUGGGAUGAAUGCUAAGGCAAUCAUAGAAAAACUUCUUUCACUUUUAGGUACUCUUAACAUUGGGGAUUAUAUUCCAUGGCUUGAAUGGGUCAAUAGAAUCACUGGUCUUGACACUAAAGUGGACAAAGUGGCGAAAGAGUUGGAUAUAUUUUUGGAGAGUGUGUUUGAAGAACACAUUAUUAGGAACACAAAAGGAGAAUACCACGCGGAUGAAGCUAAAGACUUUGUGGACGUUUUGUUGGAAAUUCAGAAUGGAAAGGAAACUGGAUUUAUUCUUCAAAGGGAUUCAUUGAAGGCUCUCUUCGUGGAUUCAUUUGCUGCUGGUACGGACACAACACAUACAGCUCUAGAAUGGACAAUGACAGAGCUUUUGAGGCAUCCAAGAGCGAUGGAAACAUUACAAAAUGAAGUGAGGGGAUUAGUCCAAGGGAAAGCGGAGAUAAAAGAGGAUGACUUGGGAAAUAUGCACUAUCUGAAAGCAGCGAUCAAGGAGAGUCUUAGGCUUCAUCCACCGAUUCCACUAUUAAUUCCCCGAGAAUCAAUUAAAGAUGUAAAAUUACUAGGCUAUCACAUACCUGCUAAAACUCAAGUGAUUAUCAAUGCUUGGUCAAUUGGAAGAGACCCGUUGUUGUGGGAAAAUCCAGAGGAAUUCCGACCAGAGAGGUUCUUGAAUAGUGAUAUUGAUGUCAAAGGACUAAACUUUGAGUUGAUUCCGUUUGGAGGUGGCAGGAGAGGCUGUCCAGGAAGUACUUUUGCUAUUAUGGUGAAUGAGCUAGCAUUAGCAAGGAUUGUGCACAAGUUCAAUUUAGCAUUACCAAAAGAAGAAGAAUUGGACAUGACUGAAUGCACUGGCAUCACUAUUCGUAGGAAAUCACCUUUGCUAGCAAUUGCCACUCCAUGUUCUGAUUAA
This is a messenger RNA of Solanum verrucosum, 1509 nucleotides long. RefSeq names its product cytochrome P450 71A3-like. The transcript has 2 exons. NCBI's taxonomy places the organism in Eukaryota, Viridiplantae, Streptophyta, Magnoliopsida, Solanales, Solanaceae. The record is from RefSeq and is a predicted model, not a curated record. Gene Ontology annotation, molecular function: iron ion binding; monooxygenase activity; heme binding. The coding region runs from base 1 to 1509 and encodes 502 amino acids.